AUGCCGUGGUUGGAAAACAGCCUUGCCAGCAUGUCUGGUGGCAUCAGGCGGCUCGACCAAGAACUCGUGGUGGUCUUUGUCAACUUCCAAGCGGCAGGAGUGGUGUCUGCCAACAGGCAGCACUUCGUUCUGACGCAAGUCACUGCCCUUUGCAACAGUUUCCCUCGAAGUUGUGUGGCAGUUCUGGUGAUGCCAAACCGUGUGCGCAGUGCUGUUGUGAACUUCGAUCCUGACACAGUUUAUGGCUCACGGACUGGCUUCCAAGAGGUGCUUUUGGUCAUGGCGAGGGAGAAGAACUCAGUCCCUGCGAAGUCCAAGUUCGUCAAGAGCGGGUGCGUUUCUGGUGCCAAAAUGUUGCCAAGGGCUGAGAUGGUGAAACUUCCCCGUGAUGCUUAUGGAGGUGAGGCCAAGUUCACACCAGUCCAAGAGUUGAAGCAGGUCUUUGACCUUAGCCGUGCACAACGGUUGUCCAUUCCUGGGUUCCCUGACUUCAAGAAGACCGUCCAGGAGCUAAAAACAACGGCUCAGCCACCUCAUCCAGACUAUUCUGUUACCAUCCCAGUAGCAGAUUCCCUUGUCAUCAAGGAAGCCUUGAUCGACCAUUGGACCACCAAACCCGACUUCAAGGCUGACAUUGAGAAGGCGGUCAAGGAGCACAAUGCUGUCUACAACAAGCGGGGAUUGAAGAGGGGCUCGGAUGCUUCUGGUGGUGACCAAGCGACACGACCCACCAAGAAGCUUUGCAUCGAAGCGGACCCUAUCUCUGUUGAUGAGUUUGAAACAAAGUAUCCAGACAGGCUCGAUCUGGCAUCUGGCCAUUGGACUUUGAGCCUGGCCGGUGGUUCGCUGUUCAUCCACAGCCAGGAGGACUUCGUCUUGGACCAGUUCUUGGAGCUGUUCAGCUUUGGCAGCGGCGACUACGUUUCCAAGUCAGAAGCCACAGAUGUGCUCUCUGAUUUGGAAGGGCGUUGGAUUCGCUAUGAUCUGACUGGUAGAGCUGAUGAGCGCCAUGUGAUUCUGGAAACCAACAAGAAGCUACCGGAACACCUAUCCGAGUUGGACAUCUUCAACAAGGUCUGCUCCCAUACUGACCAGUCAUCUCAACCCUAUUGUCCUUUGGAAUUAUCCCUGGGAAUUGCUCUGGGGGUUGUCCUUGCCAGGUGA
Durusdinium trenchii is the source of this 1164-nucleotide messenger RNA. Lineage: Eukaryota; Dinophyceae; Suessiales; Symbiodiniaceae. The record is from the annotation of a GenBank genome assembly.